This is a messenger RNA of Fundulus heteroclitus (mummichog), 1724 nucleotides long. It is a transcript of the gene iah1, whose product is annotated as isoamyl acetate hydrolyzing esterase 1 (putative). Lineage: Eukaryota; Metazoa; Chordata; Actinopteri; Cyprinodontiformes; Fundulidae. Bases 93 to 821 code for a protein of 242 amino acids. The transcript has 6 exons. Gene Ontology annotation, molecular function: hydrolase activity, acting on ester bonds. The record is from RefSeq and is a predicted model, not a curated record.
AAUCCACAAGGUGGCGGCGAUCCACCAAAAAAGCUGUUUCCCAACCGCCAUUAAAAAGAAGAAGUAGAUAAAAAAAAGGAGAAAUUUUAAUCAUGUCUAAGUUCGGUCCAGUAAUUUGGCCCAAAGUCAUUUUAUUUGGCGACUCCAUCACACAGUUUUCCUUUCAGCCCAAUGGAUGGGGAGCAGAAACGGCAAAUAAGCUUGCAAGAAAAUGUGAUGUUGUGAACAGAGGCUUGUCUGGCUACAACUCCAGAUGGGGAAAGAUAAUUCUUCCUCGCCUGAUCAGCAGCCAGGAUGCGGCAGAAAACCACAUAGCAGCUGUUACCAUCUUCUUUGGAGCCAACGACGCGUCGCUGGAAGAUAAGAACCCACAGCAGCACGUCCCUCUGAAGGAGUAUUCAGAGAACCUGAAGGAGAUCAGCAGGUUUCUGACUUCAGCAGGUGUUUCUGCAGACAAAGUCAUCUUCAUCACUCCUCCUCCGAUCCAUGAGCCAGCCUGGGAGAAGGAGUGCAUUCUCAAAGGAUGUCCUCUCAAUCGGCACAACUCAGUGGUGGGAGAGUACGCUCAGGCCUGUGUCCAGGCAGCCGGUCAGUGUGGGUCAGACGUCCUGGACCUCUGGACACUCAUGCAGAAAGAUGGACAGGACUACACCGUCUACCUCUCCGAUGGGCUGCAUCUCUCAGAGAAGGGAAACCAGUUUGUGGCCGAGCAUCUUUGGAGCAUCCUGGAGAGCCGCGUGGCUAAGCUGCCCUUCAUCCUGCCGUACUGGGGAGACGUGGACACCAAGAGCCCAGAGAGCAGCCUCCUCUGCAACUCAUGAGAGAAAGUCUCCAAAAAGCUUCAAAAAAAAGAAAUAACCAAGCAGUGGCCAGAACAUGUUGGAAAGGUUCAUCUUUUAUUUACAGUCACCAGACUCAAAUAUUCAUGUUUAACAUGUAAAAUAAAGGGUUUUUUUUUCCAGCAAGAGUUGCCAUUAAUGCCAGCGAAAACAUUCAUAAAUGUAGAAAAGGGACUACACACAAUAUGUAAUGCAAAAGUUUUUUUUUUCUUUUUUUUUUUAAACAUAAUAAAAAGUUUUACAGCAUUAAGAUGUGACACAGCAGGGAAGAGUGAGACUGCAUCACACAGAGCUCACUUUGGCACAAGCGUAUCAAGCCUAACAGAAAAGAUCUGAGCACAAGGAGGGCAGCAGAACUUUGUCAGAGUUGAACAGCAGGGAGUUUUCUUCAUGCAAAAAUAAAAAAAAUAAAAAAAACUUUGUGGUAGAAAUCACAAGUUUCUUCUUUUUUUUUUCUACUGACGUAACAGAAACUCCACAAGAUCAGUAAAAUAAUGCAAUCGCUGCUGCUGUUUAUUAGAAAGCUAUGCAUACAUACACAGACAGGCCUCCAAAGAAUGUGUGCAAAACUAAAUUCUCCAGUGUUAAAAUGUGCUUUUUAUUAAUAAAACAAACAAAAAAAGACUUUAGACCAGACACUGUCCUCUAAGACGCGACCCAUAAUUUUUUUUCCCCCAGUAAGUGGGACAAAUAUGUAACAUAAAACACUGAAGAGGCUGGAUCUGCUUUGGUGAACACACAUUUAUAAAUAUGUAGAUAAGUUUUUUUUUUUUUAAAUAGAGAUGCCCAAUUUGAUCACAUCUUGAUGCAUAAAGACACGUUGGGAUGAUAGUGUAAGGGUUCUGGGAUCAGCGUUUCAUUUAAUACUUGGAAAAAAAAAAAAAA